This is a messenger RNA of Cuscuta campestris, 1299 nucleotides long. Lineage: Eukaryota; Viridiplantae; Streptophyta; Magnoliopsida; Solanales; Convolvulaceae. The record is from the annotation of a GenBank genome assembly.
CAGCAGUGCUCAUUCCCGCAACACGUAAGCUACCUCACACCUCCUCAGAAUUUCCCAAUUGCAACCGUCUCAACGUCGCCCUGCUUCGAAAAUGGCCGGAAAGAGCAAAAUUCUGAUCAUCGGCGCCACCGGAUACAUCGGAAAGUUCAUCGCGGAAGCCGGCGCCAAUGCCGGCCACGCCACAUUCGCUCUGAUCAGAGAAUCCACGCUCUCAAACCCCGACAAAUCGCAAGUCGUCCAGAGAUUGAAGAAUUCCGGCGUCAAUUUCAUCCAUGGUGAUUUGAACGAUCAAUCGAGCCUGGUGAAAGCGAUCAAACAAGUGGAUGUAGUGAUUUCGACGGUGGGACACUUUCAAUUGGCCGAUCAGGUGAAGAUCAUCGCUGCUAUAAAGGAAGCCGGAAACGUCAAGAGGUUUUUGCCGUCGGAGUUUGGGGUGGAUGUGGAUAGGGUGAAUGCGGUGGAGCCGGCGAAAUCGGCAUUCGAGGUGAAAUCAGGGAUUCGCAGGGCGGUUGAGGCGGAAGGAAUACCGCACACUUUCGUUGCGAAUUUCUUCUUCAGCGGUUACUUCCUUCCGAAUUUGGCCCAGCCUGGUUCACAAUCUCCCCCCACAGACAAAGUUGUUAUUCUGGGCGAUGGCACUGCCAAAGCUGUUUUCAACAAGGAAGAUGACAUAGCUGCAUAUACCAUCAAGGCAGUGGAUGAUCCAAGGACAUUGAACAAAAUCCUCUAUGUCCGGCCUCCCAAAAACAUCAUUUCCUUCAAUGACCUCGUCGCCAUCUAUGAGAAGAAAAUUGGCAAGUCUCUUGAAAAGGAAUAUAUUCCGGAAGAACAAGUUCUUAAGAACAUCAAAGAAGCCGGGGUGCCAUUGAAUGUGGGGCUAUCCAUCUCUCACUCCGCCUUUGUGAAGGGCGACCACACUAACUUUGAAAUUGAACCAUCCUUCGGAGUGGAGGCAUCCGAGCUUUAUCCCGAUGUCAAAUACACAAGCGUGGAAGAGUACAUCAAUACCAUCGUGGGAGCGUGAGAGCGAUUCUCAAGAUCAUUUCUAUAUGUGCCUUACUAUUUAGUCCCCUUGAUCAUCCUUUUGUUGUCAUGUGUUUGUGAGAAUUUUCAUAGUUUUUUUUCCUUGGUUUGGUUGAAGAUAUCAUGAGUCAACCUAUCUCUACCCUUAGUACAUGUGUGUAAACCUAUCACUACGAAGCCCUUCCCCAUAUGUUUCGAAAGUACAUGUAGGUGAGGUUUGGAAUAACCGUGUAUAUCCAGUCCAUGUUUGUAAUAAAAUGAAGCUUUCUCUUUCCU